This is a messenger RNA of Larimichthys crocea (large yellow croaker), 1622 nucleotides long. RefSeq lists its product as uncharacterized. The record is from RefSeq and is a predicted model, not a curated record. The coding region runs from base 161 to 769 and encodes 202 amino acids. The transcript is spliced from 2 exons. Lineage: Eukaryota; Metazoa; Chordata; Actinopteri; Sciaenidae.
CAGUAAUAGUCAUGAAUGUGACAUUAUAGUGAAUGGACUCCAUUCAAAUAAAGAAACAAAGUGAAUUGUCUUUAUUUUCCAACAUGUGAUGACAUGACAUGAUAACUGUGUUUGACAUGAAGCUGAAUACAGUAUAUGUAGUGAACUUUGUGCUGUAUUGAUGAGUAGUUUAGUGAUCAGAGUCCAUGUAGUUUCCAGGAUCACACUGAAUGCAGUGCAGUGCUGUAAGCUGCUGUUGACUGUGUCAAUGUGUGUCUGUGCUGCUUGUUGCUGCUGUCAAACUUCAGAUGAGCAGGUAGUGAAGCCCGUGGUGAGCGUGUACCCAGCAGCAUCCAGAGCCCACCUGGAGGGGAAGAGCUCCCUGCUGUGUCUGGCCUCAGCCAUGUUUCCUCCUCUGGUCAAGUUCUCCUGGAAAAGACAAAAGGAGGACGGUCCUCUGGAGGAGGUGCACCGUGAUGUGGGAGAGCAGCUGGAGCUCAGAGAGUCGGGACGCACCGCCUCCAUCUUACUGGUCCAUGGGCACGAGAGCAGCACAUAUAAAUACCGCUGCUCCGUCCAGCACGAGGGGGGCACAGUGAAGGCCCAAACAGAACAAGAGGUUCCAGCUCCUCCACCAACAGCUUCUGCUCCGUCUCAGUACAGGGUGAAGCUGUUGUGUCUGCUGUACACAGUGCUGAUAGUGAAGAGUCUGGUGUACUGCUGUGGACUCUCUCUGCUGAUGAUCCUCAGAAACAAGGGACCGUCCACCAACUGCACACAUGCUGACUGACUGUUUUCUGCUCGCCUUUUCUCACCAUCAAAUCUCAUCAAUUCAACUCAUUGAUCACUUUGAUCAGCAGUCAGAAAUGUUGAAUUGUGACGUCUUGUUGUUGCUUGUUUAAUGUAUCUUUUGAUGCACAGCUUAGCUACAGUCCUGCUAACAAUAUAAAUACAUAUAUACACAUAUAUAUUUGCAGUUCAAUUCUGUGCUGUAGUGUUAUUUUGAUCCUCUAGUUUCUUUCCACUUUUAAUUGUGACUUGUAUACUCAUAGAAAAUGAAGGUUCAGUGCUGACCCCCCUUUCUAAUUGUGUCAGUGUGGAUGUAAAUCUCUACGCUGAUGACACUGUUGUUUACACACAGCGAGCUGCUCUGAAGCUACAACUGCUAUAAAAUGAUGACACAGCGGCUCCAUCAGUCGGGCUGAACUUUGAAUGUGGCCAAAAUGAUGGCUGUGUUUAUUUUUGAUCAACCAAUAAAAUGACACUUGACUAUUACAGCUUCAUCCAGAUGAAAUGGAUUGGUAUAGUUACUGAUUAUACGUGAAUUCAUAUUUAUGUGACACAUUUCAAGACAGAGUCACAAAAUGCUUCACAGAGAAAAACUAAAGUUACUGCAGAAAUAUAUUUUCAUAAAGUUCUAUAUGACAUCAUUUCCAGUCAGAUUUGAAACCUGUUCAAAAUGAACAGAUGGAUUAGAAAUUGUCUUUGUAUUGAUGUUGUUCAAAAUGUCUGCACGCUCUGAUCCUUUCCCACAUGUCCUAAUAUGUUGUAUUAUGUUACAAGUUGGGGUCAGGCUGGAGAAACUGUCAUUAAACUGUCACCUUUACAGAAUCAAUAAAACUGUUUUUUUGUCUUUAACCACA